Messenger RNA from Candidozyma auris, 2811 nucleotides. It is a transcript of the gene EPL1, whose product is annotated as Epl1p. The record is from RefSeq and is a predicted model, not a curated record. Bases 1 to 2811 code for a protein of 936 amino acids. Gene Ontology annotation, cellular component: piccolo histone acetyltransferase complex. Gene Ontology annotation, biological process: regulation of transcription by RNA polymerase II. NCBI's taxonomy places the organism in Eukaryota, Fungi, Ascomycota, Pichiomycetes, Serinales, Metschnikowiaceae. The transcript has a single exon.
AUGGCUGUCUUACCGCCCAAAACAGUCGCUGCUUCCAAAAGCGGGUCGGGCGCCCGGUUUAGACAGCGGAAAAUAUCCGUCAAGGUUCCUCUACCCAUAUAUAACCAGAAGGACCUUGUUGCAAAUGAUGCCGAGCUAGAACCAUCUCAUCUUCAUCAUCUAAACACGAAUUCUUCUCAACAGCCUCGUGACAUCCAUAGUAUAGAAACAGGUGUUGAUAAGAACGAAGAAGAUGAAGUCCAUCUCCAACAAGUCAUCAAUGCUGCUCAGAGAGUUUUAAUGGGGUCUAUUAAGGACGAAAAGGACAAGAAAGACAGUUCAGUUUACAUUCCAACCCCUGACGCGUCUAAACUCUGGAAAGAGGCGUCAAAGUAUUACAACGAUAACACAUUUGUCGAACCUGAGUCAUAUAUCAAGUUUAGUGCUACGGUAGAGGACACACUCGGAGUCGAAUACAAUUUAGAUGAGGAAGAUGAGCAAUUCUUUAACGAUGUUCUCGUGAAAGAGUAUCCUAAGUCCCAAAAGAAGACUGAUAAAAAGAAAGACUCAAAUGCUGAUGAUAUGAGACCUUGCACUGAGCUCGAGUUAGAAACGGUGAUGGACAGGCUCGAAAAAACGAUUGAGGAGAAACAGCCAUUUUUAUCCAUGGACCCUUCCAAUAUAUUAUCGUACUCCGAACUAUCUGCAUACAUAUUGGAGGAAUUUAAUUCGAAGGCCAGCAAUGAAAAUGCAUACCAGCAACCUGGCUCAAAUCUAAACUAUAUGUCCACUUCCACUUUAAAAGAGAAUCUUUCCAAGGAGCUUGGCUACGAGCCAUUCAUCACUCUUUUUGAUAAGAAUCCUCGAGACACCUCCAACAAACUGACAUCUCGUUCUCUUCCUUUAUUGAUGCAACUCUUUGGUGAGCCAAUCUAUGAGCAUUGGAAGAAGAGAAAAUUAGAGCGCAAGGGAAAACAAGUCACUCCGCAAUUGAAAUUCGAGGACCCGAAUGCCAAUGAAAAGGAUAACGAUAACGACCCAUACAUUUGCUUCCGCCGUCGUGAGUUUCGUCAGGCACGUAAAACUAGACGGGCUGAUAAUUUGGGUGCUGAAAGAAUCAGACUCCUACAAAAGUCGUUACGAAAAGCACGGACUCUUGUUUUGGAUGUCUGCAAGCGCGAGUUAUUAAAACUCGAAUUAUGGAAUUCUGAGUAUGAUGUUUUCAAAACUCGUUGCGAAGCUAAGACUUUGAAGAGAGCAGCUGGAGCUCGUGGCGACGAUUACUUGUUUUACCCUCACAAGAAACGUAAAAUUCCCAAGAUCGAAACAGAAGAGGAGGAUUCAGAGACUCCCGUCACCAAGGUCAGGAAGGAGAGAAAGAAGGCAGCAGAUAUGGAGCCUUCCACAUCAUUGUCUUCGAAGGACAAACAAGCAAAUGGUCAAGCACAGCCCGAGGCUUCUACUAAUCAGCCAUAUGUCAAGUUGACUCCAUCCAAAAUUCCAGAUUUGGACUUGAUUACAGUAAAUUUGGUGUUGAAAGAGAAAAACGAAACCAUCAAGCGUGCUGUGCUCGAGAAGUUGCGAAAAAGAAAAGAGUACGACAGAGGGUUUGUCAACAUCACAUAUGAUCCUUAUCAGCCAUUCUUUAACCUCACGACAAAUGAUUUGAAUUCUCAUCUAGAAUUGAGCCACAUUCCAUACUCAUCUAUUGCUGCAAGCAACUUCCAUCAGGUCAACACCACGAAUGUCAUAGGAGAUUCUUUGAAGAGGCUGCUUGAGGAAGCGAAAAAGCCAUUGCCCAAUAUGAAGACUUUUCGUGGAAGCAAUGGCGAACUCGUGCCCUCAAAACCUUUCCCGCAUUUGCAAACUUUACUCAACGACCAUAUCAAUUCUAAGACCAAUUCUCAGGGAUACAUUGCGCAUUUACUCACAAGCAUUCAAAACAAUGAUUUCAGCUCAUACUCUAAUGGAUUCUCGAAGAAGAUUACCGAUAAGGAUGAAGAAGACACGAAGUAUUCAGCACCAAUUUUUAGAAUGAGAAGACGGCAAGGGAGAGCGAAUUUACAAUUUAUAGACAGAAGGGGCCUCAUGAGAAGACCAGAUAAUGCCAUUGAUUCAUGGUUGAAUGAGCCUGAUAGUGAUGCAGAUGAGAAAGAGAUGGAUAUUGAUGGUGAAAUUUCAUCUACGACACAGAAGUCGAAGUCCUCUGUCGUCAAUGCAUACGAUAGCAAGGCUGAUGCAAUCAAGCGUUUAGACUCAAGGUGGCAGUUUGACAAUGACUAUACUGAGAGCGACAAGGGGAUCCGCAACCCAUUUAGCUUGGACCCAUCGAGACUCAAUUGUAUCAGCGAUGAAACUCAGUCCAUUCGGUUCGGUUCCAUGCUCCUUUCAAAAUCGUAUGAUUUGUUGAGAGAAAGUGCUCAUCAACGGCAGAUAAUGAUACAACAAGCGCGGAUGAGGGCCUUGCAACAACAUCAGCUCAAUAAUAGGAAUCAGCUGCAAAGUCAGCGCCAGGCGUCUCCCGACAGUCAGGGCCAAGACACAAGCUCAAAUAAAAGUACCACUCCGGGUGUUAACAACGCUUACAAAAAGAAUGGUCUUGGUACAACUGUGGGUGGAGCUGUUGCGAAAACUCCACAGCAGCUCCAGGCACUUCAACAGCUUCGUAAACAGCAAAGCCAACAGCAGCUUGAUCAAGCUUACCUUGCACAAAAGCGAAACCCUGGAGGUGGUAUGUCCCUAGGUCCGUACAAUGGGGCCGCCUCACCAAACACACUGUACAAUAACAACGCCAAGUAUCCUACAGCAGCAAUGCAAGGGGGUCGCCGGUGA